This is a messenger RNA of Lingula anatina, 1582 nucleotides long. RefSeq lists its product as uncharacterized. Gene Ontology annotation, molecular function: oligosaccharide binding. NCBI's taxonomy places the organism in Eukaryota, Metazoa, Brachiopoda, Lingulata, Lingulida, Lingulidae. The record is from RefSeq and is a predicted model, not a curated record.
GCAUGGAGUGCAUAUCCACGGCUCCUCGGGGUCGAACGCUAGCGUUCUCACAGAGGAACCCCACGAGAGCAUGCAGGACUGCGCGCGGCAGAGAUUCGAAUCGACUGAAGCCAAAUCUGUGCAGUUUUGUACAGAGUCACGGAUGUGCACAGUGUUCAGCACAGAAUUAACAUCAUCUGAUAUAGAAGACGCCCAGGUUGACAGCAGCUGUAUUAUUAUGAGGUUCUUUUGUGAUAUGCCAGCCGAUAGGUCAAACACGGACGGCGCCGCAUCAAAUCUCGGCGAUUCUGAAGCCGACCCAGGGACAAACUGUACAGAUAUCUUACAGAGUAGACCGGAAGCAGAAAGCGGCGUAUACUGGAUCUCAACAGGGGGCCAGGCUUUUCAGGUUUUCUGUGAUAUGGACUCUGACGGAGGAGGAUGGACGCUCGUCUGGAGUUACAACUUCACAAAUUUUGGUCCGGAAUUGACAGGUGCCUUGACCCCAAGACCAAAUUGGACGGUGAGCGAGGGCGAUGUUCCUAUCUCCAUCACUCCUCCUCUGAACGAGACGGAUUUCAAUGCUGUAGACUUCUGGCUCUGGAGUUCCAUAGGAAAUCAGCAGUUCAUGGUCAAAUCCACCAUCAACAACUGGGUCGUGUGUAAUGGAAGUAGCCUCGUAGAUUUCACGGCAAGCCCGUUGAACUGUGGCAUCGUGAAAAUCGUGGGCAACAGUUCAUGCUCUGAUAUUGUCCCCAUCCAAUUCUACGACCUAGGGGCGGUGAACAGCAGUCACCCGUUUGGUAGUAAAGGGCCGGUUCUUACUACGGGAAUAGGUUUGUCGAUUGUGGAGACGUCUGCGUACUACUACUUCCGGGCGUCCACCGUCGAGGGAGUCUGUCCCGCGCACGAUCCUUGUGGUACAGGACGUUGUGACGGACACAAACCGGACCCUGAUAUGCCAUAUGGUAACAUUUAUAUUCGCUAAGAUCUAGAAUGGUAGGACUCUGUGUUGCUCAACACCGGGAACGGACUGAGUUCAAAGGGCAGUUUACAGUACUUUCCAGCCGAUCAAGUUGUACUGAAUAAUUGUCAUUGACGAUGAAAACAUUUCGUCGGAGUUUGGAGCUUGCGAACUCAUAUUUUUGCAAAUUUCGCUGAGUCGUUAUUCUAGCUAUGUAAGAUACUGUAUUUGACGACAUUUGGAGGUCAGUAUCGUAGUCCAAGGAAACUAGACAAUAACACACUGAUUUCAGCGCUCAUAGCAUCAGUUGAAUCAAUCAACGUAUUGGAAACGUUUGUUAAGAUACUUCAUGGUAUAUUACCACUUCAUGGGAUAAAUACCUGAUUUUACUGACAAAUCGACUUCAUAGGAUGAAAUGAGACUUCAUCUUUGAUUAAGAUAUUGCUUGUGACUUCAUGAGAUAAUGGUUAAAAAAUCCCUAUUGCGUGUCCUACGUUUUGAAAGAUAAUGUUUUAGGAAAAUCAUGCUUUUGUAUUGUAUGUAUUAUCCAACACAGGUAAACUGUACGUUAUAAUUAUAUUUACAAACGUGUGUGGCUGAAAGGAAUUCUAGAAUAGAAACUUAAUUACAAUUGGGUGU